This is a messenger RNA of Haemonchus placei, 1782 nucleotides long. Lineage: Eukaryota; Metazoa; Nematoda; Chromadorea; Rhabditida; Trichostrongylidae. The record is from the annotation of a GenBank genome assembly.
AUGAGGUCAUCUACACGAGCGUAUCGUUUCGAUUUCGAAAAUAACGAGGACGAGGAAAGAGCGAUAGCAGAGGCAAUAGCAAGGGAAGAAGAGCUUAUGCGACAGGAGGAAGCUGACAAAGGGGGACGACCAGAGCCUGGAGCUAGAGAUCCAGCGGGACGACCCUAUGAUGAGGACCCUGGGGAGCACGCACGAAUAGUAACACCGUCUCGUUUUGGAAUGGGUUUCUACUCGCAGCCAGCUCUCCCACGAUAUCCAUCCAAUCUAAUGGUUCAUAGGGAUGACAGUCCAGAUACGCGGGCGGUGAAGCAGGUAUUGGAAACCAUGGUGAUCCAAGUAUGUCGUUGGGACAAGCAGUUUGGAUGGCAUAAAAACUUAUUGUCGAGACCAACUAGACCACAUUUUGACCGAUUCAGACGUCGAAUGUUUGUAAGCCAACGAGAAACCGUCUUAGCAGAACAUAUAGACAGAUUGCGGAAGGAAAUCAAUAAGAGGAGAACGCAAAUGGAAAAUAAAGCUGAGGAGUUGUGUGGGUUACCGACACCAUGGAGGAAAUCGCGUAUGAAGUCUCACAUGAGAGCUUCUCGAGUAUCGAACAACACGAAAAAUACUGGUGUGGAUCGGCCUCCACCAGUGGCAAUCAAUCCAGCCGAAAUCAGUUUGGGAGGAGAUGCCGUGGACUGGACAAAAGAUCAAAAGAGCUCAGCGGUACCAAAAGAGGAGGGAUGCGAUAGCAAAAAUGAAGGUGAUAGUGAAGCUAAGGAGGUGAAAGACGAGCCAGAGCCUGUAGAAGAGUCAACUACUGUGGCUGAUUGGCAGCCUUCCAAACGUGGUCCUGCCCUACCGAACACACCAAAAUACAAGAAAAGGAUAUACGAGCGGUCUCAUGAAGAGAGCUCCUCAUCCGGGUCUGAAUUAAGAAGACGAGGGCGUCCACGAAAACGGCAUUACAAAGAUACGGAAAAACCAGUGAGGGAUAAACCGUCUCCUCUUGGUUCCAAUCCCAACACAUUCCACUGCAUAUGUCGCACCCGUUACAACCCAAAUAGGUUCUACAUCGCCUGUGAAAUGUGCUUCAAGUGGUUUCAUGGUGAUUGUGUGGACGUAACUGAAGAGAGUGCAAAGGAGAUGGACGGAUGGACAUGUCCAGAGUGUAUACAGGAAACACAGAAAGCAUGUGAAGAGCAAGUGCUUUAUUGCACAUGUCGAACUCCCUACAACGAUAACGAAGAAGCUGAAGCCAUGGACGAGUAUGUGUGUCCUUCGUGCACAGAAGCGCAGACGACGCAAGGCUAUGAAUCAGCCAGUAGCUCCGCUAGCAGUACUCAUGCUACCCUUUGUCGGGCAGAUUAUCCAUUGGUGUGGCGCCUUCUCGAAUGUGUAGCUGAUCAUCGAAUGUCAUGGCCGUUUCGGCAACCAGUUAGCCUUGAAGAGUUUCCCAACUAUUUGGACGUGGUAGAGCACCCGAUUGAUCUUUCAAUCAUCCAACAGCGUCUAGAAAACCUUGAGUAUCAGCGGUUAAAGGAUUUCACGAGGGAUAUGUCCCGUCUAUUUGAAAAUGCAAGGAUUUUUUAUCCACGGGAUAGCAACGUUUACCAUUGCGCAGAGACGUUGGAGAAGAUAUUCGAGCACGCAUUGGUAGAAGUUCGAGCAGAAAUCGAUGCACGUAUGAAUGGAAGAAAGGUAUCUGAAUCGCAAACUAUUGAUAGCUCCUUGGAUAUCGACACAGAUCAAUUGAUUGAUGUCAAUCUGGAUGUCGAUCCAACGAUGUUUCUCCUGUAG